Chelmon rostratus (copperband butterflyfish) is the source of this 3878-nucleotide messenger RNA. RefSeq names its product SH3-domain binding protein 2 (gene sh3bp2). Gene Ontology annotation, molecular function: SH3 domain binding. Bases 276 to 2180 code for a protein of 634 amino acids. The record is from RefSeq and is a predicted model, not a curated record. Lineage: Eukaryota; Metazoa; Chordata; Actinopteri; Chaetodontiformes; Chaetodontidae. Gene Ontology annotation, biological process: signal transduction. The transcript has 13 exons.
AACCAACGCGACUGAUCGUUCUAUCUUCCCAUCUCCUCACUUCUUUAAUUGUUUUCUAUUUUCUGCCAGUAGUCAUUACUCUGUUCAUCUGUUCUUCCAUCUUUUCUGUCAUUGAUCUGUAUUCUUACUCUGCUCUUCCAAAUCUAACACCGAUUUUAAUCUUGAAUCUGUGUCUCUAUCCAUUCUGCACUCGGUCCAUCCAACCGUGCAUCCGUCCUCUGUCGCUCCACGCGGUUGAAAAGUAUGCUGGUUUAUUGCGUUGUGCUGCUGUCGUCAUGUCCACUGACUUGUCCGCUCCAUCCGUGAGGAAGAAGUCGUUUGCACGGAGCUCCAAGCCGAGCGUCAGGAUGUGUAUUCGGGAACAGAGGAGUGUCAUAACCAUGUCGUCUCCAGAGGUGUGCUGGCCGGUGCCGAUGCGAGCCAUUGGGGCUCAGAACCUCCUCACCAUGCCAGGAGGAGUUUCCACCGCGGGAUACCUCCAUAAGAAGGGAGGCAGCCAGUUCAGCCUCAUGAAAUGGCCUCUGAGGUACACCAUCAUCCACAAGGGCUGUGUGUACUACUUUAAGAGCAGUACCUCUCCUGCACCACAGGGAGCGUUCUCUCUCAACGGCUACAACAGAGUGAUGAGAGCAGCAGAGGAGACAACGUCCAGUAAUGUGUUUCCUUUCAAGAUCGUCCACUUUAGCAAGAAACACAGGACGUGGUUUUUUUCUGCAGCCAGCGAGGACGAGAGGAGGAAAUGGAUGCGAUACCUGCGGAGGGAGAUAGAUCACUAUAACGACAGAAAUGAGUGCCACAUUCCAAGCGACUCAGAUUCAGAUGCUGACAGUUUCUAUGGCACGAUUGAGAGGCCCAUGGACAUUAAACACCCCGUCGAUAACGCGGAGGACGACUAUGGUGAGGAUGAUGAUGAUGACGAUGAGGAGGACUAUCUGAAACCAGACAGCGACUGCUCGCCGACAUCUACAGGUCGACCCACAGGGCCGCCCCCCUCCUACCCUCCUCCCCCAGUGCCUGCAGCAUUCCAGCUACGUCAAGACUCCAGUCCAAGUUUCCACAAAGGUCCACCUCCUCCCAUCCCACCGCAACACAGAAUCCCAACCAGCGCCCUCCCCAAAAAACCCCUACCCUCUGCCCCUCCUCCCUCCAUACUGAAGGACCCCACCAAAGGCCCGCCUCCUCCUCUCCCCUUCGCCCCCCACCUGCACAACUCCUUGUCUUCCACCCCACCACCUCCUCCUCCCCCCAAUGCCAAGAGAGCUCUGCAGAGCAGGGCCACAUCCGUGGGGGGCCCAAGGGAUGACAAGAGAGACUGGAGGAAUCUGCCAGCCAUAUCAGUCCAAUCCCCCGCCACUCUGCCUAUCUGUGACCAAUUAGAGACCAGGAUGGUCCUAAAUGGUCCCACCCACUGCCCCCUUAAUGCUGUAGGGAGCCAAUCGCUGGGCAACAACCACCACGGGUUGAUGAGCAACCACCGCAGCAAGCCGAGCCCACCGCCUUCUCAUUCUGCAAAUAUUGGCGGGUCCCUCCUUAGAUCUACGAUGUCAAGCUCUCUAUCUCUCAACCAGAUGUCCCUCAGCCACCCACCACCGUCUGGCCAUCCUCCACUCUCUCCUCCACUUAAACCUGGACUGCACAGUAAGCCAGGGGUACCCAAACCUCCUCCACCUACAGUCAAACCCCAGCUGCCUGCAGCCAAGUCCAAGCAGCCAGGAACCCUGCUUCAAAGAGCAUCUCCAGACGGUCAGAGCUUCCGCUCGCUGGGAGACGAGACGCCCGCAGAUUUCAGGAGGAAACGAGACACGGCCAAACACAGCGGAAGAGACGAGUCUGAUGACGACUACGAGAACGUGCAGCUGCCAGACUCUGUGUUCAUUGACACGACUGAAACCAGCUUCGUGGAAAAGUUAUUCAGAGAGAGCUUCGUCCCUCCACAGGACGGACUGUACGGCAUCCGAAAAUCAGGAACCAAAACCUCACAGGUGCUGGUGGUGUGGGAUGUCAGUAUAAGCAAAGCCAGAAACUACCGACUGUUUGAAGAGGAGGACUACAUUUUUCUGGACAGUGAGGUGACCUUCCCCAAUCUGCCAGCUCUGAUCGAACACUACUACAGCCAUCCUCUUCCUCACCACGGCUCGCUCUGCCUGCAGAAGCCCUACACAAAGACAGUGAGCACCUGAGCGACACAGUCAGCUUACAGAGAUACACCUGAGAGAAGAAGGGGGGGUCAGAGACAUCCCUGCAACUGAAAUCUAUCUCAUCAAAGAGAUCAAGUCCCUGUCACAGUAUUUUAAUGCAGAUCAGGGUGGAAAACAAAUAUUUUUCACCUGUUGCUGCAACAUAAAGCUUCAUGUUAAACAGCAAGGACAGUAACCUUUUAAAACUCUGACUGUUAGGACACCAGGUGUUAUGUGUGCAACUUAUAUCGAUCAUAAGGACCUAAAAACGCAUUAGUUAUCAACAGUUAAUGUAAUAUUAUUGAACAUACUAUAAGACAAACUAUCUUAACACAACGAGCCAUCCUAAUCCUCUUUUGUGCACUGAAAACAUCAGUUACUGUACAUACAUGUGAAUUAUUAUUAAGUUAUUACGAAUAUAAUCUUGUUGUAAAAAUCUAGCAAACUUUCUAAUGGAGCAGAAAUCUGUUGAGUUAAUCACACGCCUGCUCUGUUUUUGCAAACUGAACACUGUCUGGCCAGUCAGGUGGGUGGGAUGUGUUUCAGCCACAGGGGGGCGCUGUGACACCAAAUAAUAGCUAAAAAAAAAUGCAUCCAGCUUUGGAUCCAGGCUCAUGUGGGAUCCUGGGAGUCUGUCUUUGUCAUGUGUUCACUGUGGGCCCUUUGUCCCAACGUUCACACUCGCCGUUGUGUGACGGUUUUCAGCUGCCAAGAAAAGUGCCCAAGUGCUUAAGACUGCAAGCGUGGGGAUGUUUAUUAGAUCUCACGGUUGGUUUAGUUUUGUUUUCACAUGAAGGUCUACUAAGUAGAAUCAGUCAUACGGCAUUACAGUUCCAUUGAGAUGACAGUGAAAAACAAACUCACACUCAGAAAUCCAGUAAUCUCCUCUAGAAGCACAGCGACCUACUACAGUAUGUUAAAUGGUUAAUGGGUUUCAUUUAAGAAAUUUUGGAUAUUUGUCAGUCCUGAAAACUGCCAACAACGGGAUUGAUGUGACACUGUGGUGCAUUGUGGGAUAUACUUACCUCUGAAUACUCCUCAGCCAUGCUAGGAUAGUUGUGGGUUAAGUGAACUGCAUGCUGGCAUUUCUUAGGCAUGGAACACACUUGCCCACUACCUGGUGGUGCAUGGCAAGCACUUCAGUGUUAAAGAGCAGGAGUGUGGGUGUUCAGACAGACCUGUUGUCUUUUAUCUUCUCCGAUCUGCCCAGUUUCAGCAGCAAAUGACACAAAGAUGUGUCAUUGCAAACAGAAGCAGCAACGUCUUUCUAUAUUUCACAAGCCCUCAGCCUCUUGUCCACACUUUGUACCUCAAUUAUCUCUGUGUAAUUAACAGGCACAUAGCAAUUAUUUAGCCUGCAAAACACACAAACAUCCUCCUCGUGCAGGUGCAGAGUCCAAAAACUGGAACUGUUAUUUAUGCCAUUUUCACUAAAGGUCCAACAUUUCCAGCUCAAACUGCUUAUUGAGCUUCUCACUUAUCGGCAACAUGCAACAUCAGAUGUCAGACAUGAAAAAGUCUGGUUUAUUUUUGUUUUCAACUGCAAAAAUGUUGAUAUUCUGCAAAUACAAUUUGUACAGCACUGACUUUAAUUUUGUAAAUCACUCAUCAUCAUAUUUAUAUGUAAAUGCUGUAUGUACUGUAAAAAAUAUAUUUGUAAAAAUAUAAAUAUAUUGUUUUCUACAGAAAUAUAUGUAGGAU